Molecule: messenger RNA, 4056 nt
Organism: Penicillium malachiteum
Lineage: Eukaryota; Fungi; Ascomycota; Eurotiomycetes; Eurotiales; Aspergillaceae
Gene: ssdA
Product: mRNA-binding translational repressor SSD1
Exons: 6
Coding region: 1-4056 (1351 amino acids)
Biological process (GO): mRNA catabolic process
Cellular component (GO): exosome (RNase complex); P-body
Molecular function (GO): RNA binding; 3'-5'-RNA exonuclease activity
Source: RefSeq, a predicted model, not a curated record
AUGGAUCAACAAAACCAGUCCGGGGUCCCUGGCCCCGCUGGGCGCAAGCUCCAUAUCGCUCACCGGAGAAGUCCAUCUGAGCUUACCCCUCUGAUGAUGGAACAACUCGCCAUUCAACAACAGAUUGAACUGCUUCAGCAGCAGCAACAGCAAAUCGCUGCCACACACCAACAGUACGUGAACAUGGGCCUGCUCCAGCCUCAACAGCUGGGCCAGGUCAACGCAUUCUCUCCCGGUGGUUCUAUGGGUGGUGUUUCUCCUCAAGUCAAUGCCUUCCAGUUCCCUCAACAGCAACAAGGGCAACAGCAGCUUGGGGUGCCAAUGAACCAACCGAAUCAUUCCCACCGUCGCAACCAGUCCGCCCUUCCUGGCCUCGCUAUGGGCCCUCCUCCUGCUCCUUCUUCGGGUGCUUCUGGAUAUGCUGAUUACAACCAGCAAGGCCACAAUAAUCAGAAGAAUGAGAAUAAUGCCCAUGGUCGCGGCCGUGGAGGCCCGCCUGGUGGAGGUCAUCAACGUCGCCACUCUCUCGCUCUGCCCGAAGCUAAGAAGGCUGCUGAGCUUGCACAACAGAAGAGAACUGCAUCCGGUUUUCAAUUCCCUGCCCCUUCUCCUGGCGCCAGUGGAUCGGAUAACCAGCUAGCCUCGGAUGAUAAGCCUCAGAGCAGCACCUCGCCUGCCCCACAGGGACUUGGUCUGCAGCGUGCUGGUAACAUUCGUUCGGGUGGUGGCCACGGUCGUAGUCAGUCAAUGGCUAUCGGCGGUAGCCGGGGUUCGCUCUCUGGUCGGGGUGCUGGUGGCUUCCAGUUCCCUGCCCCUAGCGACCAGUCUGACAACCAGCGCCGAGGCAGCCAGGCCGGUCAUGCCCGCACUGGAUCCCGGAACUUCGACGGCAACUGGCGUCAGCCGAAUAACCAGAACCAGAGCCAGGAUCAGAACAAACCUUUUGGUCAACAACAACAAGGAGGCGGUUUCCAACCUGGUCACCGCUCUCGCGGUUCUAUGAAUCAGUCGAUGGGCUCCAUCGGCCAAUUUCAGUACCCUGGACAGCCUCAGCUGAUUCAGCUGCCUCAGGGGCAGGUCAUGAUGGCCCCUCCCCAGAUGUUUGGUGGCCAGCAGCUGAACCCUCUUCAGCUUGCUCAGCUUCAGGCUCUCCAGCAGCAACAGAAUGGCCAAGGAAUGGGUGGUCUGCAGGCCAGCCAGCAUGCUCCUCCCCAGCUUUCUGUUCAACAGCAACAGCAGCAGCAGCAGCAGCAGCGCAAGACUCUCAACGGUCAAUUAGUUGCUGGUGUGUUGCGUGUCAACAAAAAGAAUCGCUCGGACGCCUACGUCACCACAAACGAUUUGGAUGCCGACAUCUUCAUCUGUGGUAGCAAGGAUCGUAACCGUGCAUUGGAAGGCGACUUUGUCGCAAUUGAACUGCUCGAUGUGGACGAGGUGUGGGCGCAGAAGAAAGAAAAGGAGGAGAAGAAGAAGCGCAAGGACAUCACUGAUGCCCGUUCUGGUAGCAACGCUGGUAAUGACAAGCUCGGUCGAUCAGACUCCAACGGUGACAGACAGGAAGUCGGUCCGGACGGAAGCAUCCGCCGCCGUGGUAGUCUCCGCCAGCGUCCUACUCAGAAGAAGAACGACGACGUCGAAGUCGAAGGUCAGAGCCUCCUCCUGGUUGAAGAAGAUGAGAUCAGUGAUGAGCAGAAACCUUUGUACGCUGGUCAUGUCGUGGCUGUCAUUGAGCGCAUCGCGGGUCAGAUGUUCUCCGGUACCCUAGGUCUCCUGCGUCCAAGCAGUCAGGCUACUAAGGAGAAGCAGGAGGCUGAACGUCAAGCCAGGGAUGGUGCUCAUGGACGCCACCAAGAUCGUCAUCAGGAUAAGCCUAAGAUUGUUUGGUUUAAGCCUACGGACAAGCGUGUGCCUCUGAUCGCUAUUCCCACCGAGCAAGCUCCACGUGACUUUGUUGAAAAGCACCAGGACUAUGCUAACCGUAUCUUUGUUGCCUCCAUCAAGAGGUGGCCUAUCACUUCUCUGCACCCCUUCGGUACCCUUGUGGAACAACUUGGCGAGAUGGGUGACUUGCGCGUUGAGACUGAUGCUUUGCUUCGUGACAACAACUUUGGUUCAGAUGAAUUCUCCGAUGCCGUCACCAAAAGCAUUGGCUAUGAAGAUUGGUCUAUCGCUAAGGAAGGUGAUGCCUUGGCGACACGUCGUGACUUCCGCGAUGAAACCAUCUUCACAAUUGAUCCUUCGGAUACCAAGGCUCUGGAAGAUGCUUUCCAUGUCAAGAAGCUUGCUGAUGGAAAGAUUGAGAUCGGUGUUCACGUGGCUGACAUCGCCCACUUCGUCAAGGGCAAUUCCCUGGUUGAUCGUGAGGCAAAGAAGCGUGGAACUGCUGUCUACUUGAUGGACCGAGUCAUGAACAUGCUUCCCUCCCGUGUCUCUAAUGAGCUUUGCUCGCUUGUUCCUGGCGAGGAUCGCUUGACCGUCAGCGUUGUUUUCAAUGCCGACAUGGAGACCGGUGCUGUUGACGAUGACGUCUGGAUUGGCAAGGGUAUCAUCAAGAGCGCAGGCCGUCUCAGUUACGAUGAGGUCAAUGCGGUGAUUAACGGCAAGUCGGAUAAGACUGCCGCAGGUAUUUCUACUGACAACAUUGCUUUGAUGAAUGCCAUUGCGCACAAGUUCCGCGACGCUCGAUUUGGCAACCGGGUCGCUAACGUUCCUUCUUUGCGCAUUCUGCAACAGCUUGAUGAUGAGAAUGUGCCCGUGGAGCACAACAUUUUCGAUUCUACCCCAGCUCAUGAACUCGUGGAAGAGUUCAGUCGCCAGGCCAACUACUUCGUGGCUCGCAAGCUUGCCAGUGCUAUGCCUGAAAAGGCAUUCCUGCGUCGCCAGCCCUCUCCCAACCCUCGUCGCCUGACAUUGUUUGUGGAAAGAAUGAACCGCCUGGGCUUUGGUAUGGAUGCUUCCAGCAGCGGUACCUUGCAGAGCACUCUCUGCAAGGUGCAGGAUGUGGAUCUCCGCAAGGGAAUGGAAACUUUGCUUGCGAAGGCCAUGCAGCGUGCCAAGUACUUCGUUGGAUCUGGUGUCGGCGAGGAGCCACGUCUUCAUUACACUUUCAAUGUGCCUGUUUACACUCAUUUCACUAACCCAUCUCGGCGCUACACUGAUAUUAUUGUGCACCGCCAGCUUGAAUCCAUUCUCUCAGAGGGCGCGAUUGAGUUCACCGAUGAUAUUGAAUCAUUGACCAAGACCGCCGACCUCUGCAACAACAAGAAGGAUUCUGCUCACAAUGCCCAGGAGCAGAGCGUUCACAUUGAGGCUUGCCGCAGCAUGGACCGCAAGGUUCAUGAGAUUGGAGGAGAUCUCAUCAGCGAGGGCAUUGUGCUCUGCGUCUACGAGUCCGCAUUCGAUGUUCUCAUCCCCGAAUACGGCUUUGAGAAGCGUGUGCACUGCGACCAGUUACCUCUGAAAAAGGCCGAAUUCCGCAAGGAGAGCCGUGUCCUUGAGCUCUACUGGGAGAAGGGCGUUCCUUCUUCCGCCUACGUUCCUGAGGACGAACGCCCCAAGCCUGCAAACUCUCGUGCUGCUCAGGCUGCUGCUGCUGCUCGCGAGGCUGAGGCUGCUAAGGAGCGCGCUCGUGAACAUGAUGAGGCCAUGCGCAAGCAGACUGAGACCGGUACCAUGUCUGCUGAUGAUGUCGACGCUCUCUUCGACGACGAUGACGAUGUGGAUGAGGUGACUGAAAUGGUUGCUGGUGUGUCUCUCAACUCGGCUGACCGGUCGACCCAGAGCAUGCCUCCGUCGCCCACUCGUAACGGUCACCUCCAGCAGGCACCCCACCGUACUCGGUCCGACCCGAAGAUUGUCUCGAGCACCAGCGAUGCGCCCGAGAGCAAGCUGACAAACAAGGAGAAGUACUUGAAGCUUUUCAAGCUGAGAGAAGAGGAUGGCGAGUUCAUCCAGGACGUCACCGAGAUGUCCCGUGUUCCUAUUAUCCUGAAGACCGAUCUGAGCAAGAGUCCACCUUGCCUCACUGUUCGGUCCGUGAACCCCUACGCUCUGUAG